AUGGCCCUACUACAUCCCCUCGUCCGCCAUACGCUAUCCUUGAAUAAUAGUAUGACCCUGGUCUCAAACGAUCCUAGUUGGUGGCCGAUCAUCAAUUCAAAUCGUGUUUCUAGCUAUUUUACGGUAGUUGCCAGUUCUGCUGGAGUGAUAUACGAUUUGGUGCUGACAUUGGGACAAGAGGUUGAGCUUGUCUGGACGCAACGCUGGUCCCUGAUGUCCAUUCUGUAUCUCAGCGUGCGAUACCUUGGCGUAGUGUACGCUACCAUCCAGAUUCUUGGCACACUACUUACAGACAGUGUUCCGACGAUCUCGGUCACAGAUGUAGUGAGUAGUCUGCAUCUAUGUUCAUUACUUCUAUACUAUCAACCAUACUCCGAUGUAGGGUUCAAUAUACUGACUAUCGCAGCUGUGAGCCACGUCAUUUAUAACGCGAUUAUUUGGAUGACUCUGGCCGUAAAUGUAAUGCUGUGUAUCAUUACGCUGACUCGGUUAUAUGCUAUGUACCAGCGAUCCAGAAAGAUGCUAAUAUUUCUUGUGGCCUCCCUCCUAACUGUUAACAUCUCCAACGGAGUGUUACUCACAAUUGGAAUGAUGCGUGCUUCAGCAGAGGAGCUCAUUCUCUUUGGCACCUAUCAGUGCACUAUUAGCUACGAGGGAGAUGUCCAAAUUUUAAAGUCCACACCUUGGAUACUCACCACUGCAUGGGAAGUUCUUGCGUUGUGCCUCGCAGGCUGGAUUGCUGUACGCCACUUCCGUGAUCUUUAUCGACAUUCAGCAGGAGGGAUUAUUGGCGAUUUUGUGACGGUGCUAAUGAAAACACACGUGGUUUAUUUUUCGAGCUUUGUUGUUGUUUCUUUCUUCUGGCUCGGUGAGGUUUCUCCGACGUUCACAACGGACCCGUUUUCCCUCAAAACUGAGAUUUACCGUGGAUUUCUUCAAAUUAUCCUGGUUGUGCAGUUGUUUGUGGUAGGACCGCGCCUGAUCCUUAGCGUUCGGCGUUAUCGCGCCGAGCUCAUGACCAGCUCCGAUGCAGGAACGGGCGUAGUUUCAAUUGCUUUCCAGGAGCGCAGGCAUGCGUCGACUAGCAGUCUAUAG
This is a messenger RNA of Suillus bovinus, 1095 nucleotides long. RefSeq lists its product as uncharacterized. The transcript is spliced from 14 exons. Lineage: Eukaryota; Fungi; Basidiomycota; Agaricomycetes; Boletales; Suillaceae. Bases 1 to 1095 code for a protein of 364 amino acids. The record is from RefSeq and is a predicted model, not a curated record.